AAAUAAACAAAAGAUAAAUUGUUUAAGCGGUUUAAGGCCGACAGUAAUCAGUACUUUACUACUGCGGAAAUAAUCAAACUUAUCGGUCAAUUAUAAUUGUAUGGAUCUUUGUCUUUAUUGAGAUUAAAUUAACCGCUGACUGAUAGAUUUUUUUUUAUUUCUUUACCUUAAUUAUUUUUUACUAGAAAUAUUUUUUUUAUGUUGCAGUAAAUCACUCAAGACAUCAUGAUGGCAUUACUUGAAAUAAUCACCGGGGUCCUAUUGGCGAUUUGGGCCUACGCGACAAGCUAUCGGCCCCAUUGGCUUUUUUCUAAAGUAGCGAAAACUGAGCUUAUCACUAAACUGGAUUUUAUUUCAGAAAAGAUUCCCGGACCCGUGCCGAUACCAGUUCUCGGGACCAGGUGGAUCUUUUCGUGGUUUGGACGCUACCAAAUGGAUAAAAUUCACGAUGCAUACAAAGACAUGAAUCAAAGGUACGGACCGUUGUGCAAGGAGGAAGCGCUGUGGAACCAUCCAAUUAUAUCAGUAUUUUCACGGCAUGACAUUGAGCUGGUGAUACGCCGGGGCUGCAGGUACCCGAUGCGCCCACCUCAGGAGGUCAUAUCAUCUUACCGACGAUCUCGUCAAGAUCGUUACACCAAUCUUGGCCUUGUCAACGAGCAGGGGGAAACAUGGCACAAAUUGCGAGAAGCUCUUACGCCAGAGCUCAUGGGAGCCAGCACAGUCCUCGGAUUUUUCCCCGCCCUCAAUCAAGUAUCUGACGAACUGAUUGAUCUCAUAAAUUAUCACAGGACCGGAGAUACUGUCCACUCUUUCGAAGACAUCGCGUAUAAAGUUGGUCUUGAGACUACGUGUACGUUAAUUCUCGGAAGACAUUUGGGAUUUUUAACGCCCAAUUCGAGUUGUCUUACUGCGAGGUUGGCCAGAGCCGUGAGAAUACAUUUUACUGCUUCUCGCGAUGCAUUUUACGGAUUACCGCUUUGGAAAAUAUUACCCACAAAGGCUUACAAACAAUUGAUCGAGAGUGAGGAUGAAAUUUACAGCAUUAUUUCCGAGCUGCUGGAUACAACAAUAAGAGAACAGAAUGAAAACGCGCAUGAUGAACCAGUGGAGGCCGUUUUUCAGUCCAUUUUGAGGGAGAAAAAUCUUAAUAUCAAGGACAAGAGAGCUGCUAUUGUCGAUUUUAUAGCUGCUGGAAUACACACGCUAGGUAACACCCUGGUAUUUAUCUUCCAUUUAAUUGGAAGCAACUCGGCGGUCCAGAAAGAGCUUUACGAAGAAGUUAUAAACCUGGCUCCAGCAGGCUGCGAUAUCGCGGCUGAAGAUCUCAACAGUGCAAAAUAUUUACGCGCCUGUAUCACUGAAGCGUUUCGGGUAAUCCCCACGACACCUUGUAUCGCAAGAAUUUUAGACGAACCAAUUAAGCUGUCUGGCCGCGUAGUGGAGGCGGGUACUGUUGUUCUUUUGCACACGUGGAUAGCAGGUUUACAGGACUGUAAUUUCAAGAAUGCCAAGGAAUGGGUGCCCGAGAGAUGGCUGAGCCCCCUCACACCCCACAGCCCGCUUCUAAUGCAGCCUUUUGGGUUCGGACGCAGAAUAUGCCCCGGCAAGCGGUUCGUCGAGAAGGCGCUCCAACUAAUUGUCUCUAAAGUAGUACGUCAAUACGAAAUAGUCGCUAAAGACGAGCUGCAAUUGCAGUUUGAGUACAUUCUUGCACCCAAGGGUCCCAUUUCCCUUGACUUCAAAGAUCGCCAAAUUACACACUAAUUAUUAGUUUAUUAUUAAUUUAGUCACUAAUUAUUCUUCUUCACUUCAUUCUUUAUCUUCUUCUUAUCUGAUCUUUUCAUCAUUUGUAUGUAUAUUUAAAAAAAAAAAUUUUUUUUCUUCUACAAGUACUUUCACAAUUUCAUUUAACUAACUAUUUAUUGUUACUCAACUCCAUUUUAUCGUAGUUACACUUUCAUACUCGCCAAUUAAUCUUAUUAAAUCACUGCAUGUAUAAAUAUUUCAUAAUUUCCAUUUUAGUUAAUUUUUUUUCAUUGCGAAAACAUUUUUUUUACUCCGUUUACUAAAUUUAUUCAUGAUAAAAAAUCAUUAAAAUGUCUGUCUGUAAAAAAGAUA
Molecule: messenger RNA, 2121 nt
Organism: Cotesia congregata
Lineage: Eukaryota; Metazoa; Arthropoda; Insecta; Hymenoptera; Braconidae
Source: the annotation of a GenBank genome assembly